AUGGCCGGCAACAAUGGGCAAGGAGAGUCUUCUCGGAAAAAACUGUUACCUGAAGGUGAAAGAUCUGGUACAUAUGGAACCCUGACAGAUGUGGCUGCUACUGAGCAAGAAGUGCUGGCAUCUCUGCUUCGAGUGGAAGAAGUGAAACCAUCGUUUAUCAGCAUCUUUAGCCAUGCGACCUGGUACGAAACCGUCCUUCUCGCUAUUUGCGCUGUAUGCGCCGUUGUUGCGGGUGGCCUGGUGCCAUUUACACCGCUUAUCAGCUCACGGAUUAUCCUUGCAUUUGCCAGGGCCGAGUCUAAUGGCUACAGCGUGAAGCCGUUGUUGGACAAAUAUGUGGUAUAUUAUGUCUAUAUUCUCAUUACCGCCCUGGUGACAUGGUUUAUCUCGACGGCUGGCUUCAACUUUGCAGGAGCCAGAAUCACACACAGAAUUAAGAUGCGCUACUUCGCCGCCGUCUUGAAGCAGAACAUGGCGUUUUUCGACGAUAAUGGAUCUGGUGAUAUCCUUUCCCAUCUCACAGACGACACAAAGGCAAUACAGAAUGCGAUCUCCUCCAAAUUGUCCCAAACAAUUAGCGCCUUUGGCUCGUUCAUCACUACUAUUGUAGUGUGUUUUGUUCUCGAUUGGGUUUUGAUGCUCGAAAUGAUCUGGUCUUUUGCGCUGGGUUAUGGAGUCCUCUACCUUGGUACCAAAUUGACCGUUCUAUAUAGCGGUCGCAGCAUCGAGGCUUCGUCUGCUGGGUCAGCUGUAGUAGAAGAAGCACUCGGUUCUAUCAAAACAGCAACUUCUUUGGGUAUGCAGUCAUAUAUCCAUGGAAAGUACAUGAAAUUUUUGACGCAAGCGGCCAAGCAUGGAUUUGUUCUCUCCUCACUCAACCAAAUGCUUAUCACCAUCUGCAUCGCAAGUGGCUAUUUCAAUGUUGCACUAGCAUUUUGGCAGGGCUCCAUUCGACUUACGGAAGGGAAGACACCCUUUACUUCAGUUGUAGCUAUCUCAAUGAUCUCCAAAGCGGCUGCCUUCUGCGUAUUGGGCGUUGGUUCGAACUUGGAAGCAUUUGCUGCGGCUACGGCGGGAGUCGGCCGCCUUUUGAGAAUUAUACACCGCGUGUCAUCAAUAGACUCGUCUUCAGAUGAGGGGUACAUACCAGAGCGUUUUAAUAGCACUCUGGAGCUUCGCAGUGUGAAGCACAUCUAUCCAUGUCGGCCAAACGUUGUGACAUUGAAAGAUGUGAGCAUCAAGUUUCCAAUGGGGCAAACUACGGCUAUUGUAGGACACUCUGGGUCCGGAAAAAGCUCCAUCUCAAAUCUUCUCCUACGCUUCUACGAUCCCCUGGUAGGGCGUAUCCUCUUGGACGGGACGGAUCUGUCUCAUUACCAACUUCGCUGGCUUCGUCAACAGAUUGCAGUCGUGAGACAGGAAUCAUUCAUGUUCAAUAGGUCCAUCUUCGAAAACAUUGCUUGUGGGUUCACUGGGCCUCAGUGGGAAACAGCCUCUUCACUCGAACGGGAACGAGCAGUAUAUAAAGCCGCCGAUAUCGCUCAAGCAAGUGAUUUUAUUGACCGGCUUCCCCAUGGAUACGACACAGUUGUUGGUACACGAGGCUCGAGGCUCUCUGGAGGCCAACUUCAAAGGAUUGCCAUCGCUCGAGCUUUGGUUGGAAAUCCUCGGAUUCUUAUUCUAGAUGAGGCGACUUCGGCACUUGACAGUGAGACAGAAGCGAGGCUUUUGUCGACUAUGGCAGGAGAAGACAGCAAGAGGACCACUAUAGUUAUUGCCCACCGUCUCUCCACGAUCCGCAAUUCGGAUAAUAUCGUUGUUCUGAAUGCAGGGCGGGUAGUCGAGAGUGGAAGGCACGAGGACUUGCUGGCUGCCAAAUCAUAUUAUUAUGACUUGGUGGAGGCACAAAACAUAGAAGAUCAGGACCAUCCAGUAUCUUCAGGGACUCCUGGAACAGCAAAUAUCACCCCGACUCACGAAAGAGCUGAAAGUCCCCCUGAAACCGGAGGAAUACACAAAGCCAUGGCAAUUGAUGGGGAUGCAAAAUCCAUAGUUUCGUCCUCACUCUGGUCUAUGAUCUCGUUUAUCUUCAGACUUAAUGAGGGAGAAUCGCAUUGGCUGAUUAUGGGACUCAUUUGUUGUAUUAUUGUGGGAUUUGAAGAACCAGCAUCUGCUUUUCUUUUUGGUAAAGCCAUAACCUCUAUCUCACAGCCUCUGGACCACGCAGAUGAGAUCCUAUCCGAUGCAGCUUUUUAUGCAUGGAUGUUUUUUGCACUGGCAAUUGUGAUGCUGAUAGGAUUCGCGGUUCAAGGUGUUACUUUUGCAUUCAGCUCAGAGCAUCUCACGAAACGAGUCCGGUCUCUCGCCCUUAGCCAGUACUUGAGAAUGGAUAUCUCUUUCUUUGAUAAGAAGGAAAAUUCCGCUGCAGCCUUGUCUGGGUUUCUCUCCAACUCUGCCACCGACCUAACAGGAUUGAGUGGCAGCGCUUUGGGCGCCAUCGUUAUCUGUAUCUCUUCACUUGUUUCUGGAAUCACACUUGGAUUUGCGCUUGGGUGGAAGUUGGCACUUGUGUGUUUUGCGGUUGUUCCCCUGAUGAUGGGAGGGGGGUAUUUUGGGAUCCUACUUGUUGGCGACUUUGAGAGAAACAAUGAGCUGUUCGCCAAUAAAGCUGCCGAAUUUGCAGGCGAGACACUUAAUGGUAUCCAAACUAUCGCUGCCCUUACUCGGGAGAAUAUUGCAUUGGCAGAGUUCGAGGAGAUUCUCAACGGGACUAAAAAAGACGCCCUGUUUGCAAAUCUCAAAGCCUCCUUCAUGUACGCCCUGACACAGUCAGCUUAUUAUGCCUGUAUGGCUCUCAGCUUUUGGUAUGGUGGCCAGCUCAUCCUUAGUGGAGAGUAUACCCUCUUCCAAUCGAUUGCUGUUCAGUCCACGAUGCUCAUGAGCGCCUUCUCUGCGGGCUUAGUAUUCUCAUGGACUCCAAAUAUCGGUCAAGCAAAGCAAGCUGCCGCAUCUCUGCAACGCCUGUUAACGCGAAAGUCGCUUAUAGACCCAUCAUCCCCUUAUGGAGAGAAACUGGUCCCAAUGCGCGGCGACAUCAGCUUUGACUCGGUCAGCUUCUCCUAUCCUUCACGCCCAAAUCACCAUGCUCUAGAUAGAGUGAGCUUCAAUAUACCUGCAGGGGCAAACGUUGCCUUUGUGGGUGCUACGGGCUCCGGAAAAAGCACUAUCAUCUCACUGAUCGAGCGCUUCUACGACCCGAUUGAUGGAAUGGUUCUCGUGGAUUCCAAGCCCAUCCGAUCUCUCUGCCUGUCAGAGUACCGCAGAUGCAUAGGACUAGUCAGCCAGGAGCCUAACCUUUUUAGCGGCACACUCAAAAUGAAUCUGACUCUGGGAUUGGGUGAUAAUGAAAAGCCAACUGAUGAGGAAAUCUAUCAUGCCUGUCGUGAAGCCAAUAUCCAUGACUUCAUCAUCAGUCUUCCAGAAGGCUACAACACAGAAGUAGGCAGCAGGGGCAAUCAGCUCAGUGUUGGCCAGAAGCAGCGUGUCGUACUCGCUCGCGCAAUCCUUCGACGGCCUAAGAUCUUACUACUAGAUGAAGCCACAUCUGCAUUGGAUUCACAGUCUGAAGCAAGCAUUCAACAAGCUCUCGAGAAAGCCAAAAAGGGACGCACGACGAUUACUGUUGCUCAUCGUCUGAGUACCAUUGUCAAAGCAGACCGGAUCUAUGUCAUGAGUGAAGGUCGCAUCGUCGAAGCCGGAACCCACACACAGCUGAUAUCCCUGGGAGGUGUAUAUCAAAGACUUUACCUAGCCAGCAUGAGCGGACAGGCCCUUUAG
This is a messenger RNA of Nannizzia gypsea CBS 118893, 3837 nucleotides long. RefSeq names its product multidrug resistance protein 2. Lineage: Eukaryota; Fungi; Ascomycota; Eurotiomycetes; Onygenales; Arthrodermataceae. The record is from RefSeq and is a predicted model, not a curated record. Gene Ontology annotation, cellular component: membrane. Gene Ontology annotation, molecular function: ABC-type transporter activity; ATP hydrolysis activity; ATP binding. The coding region runs from base 1 to 3837 and encodes 1278 amino acids. The transcript has 3 exons. Gene Ontology annotation, biological process: transmembrane transport.